UCCUUUUCACCUGCUAUAGUGUUUCGGCCCUGGUGACAAAAACACAUGUGCCUUCAUUUUGACCCAUUUAAUUUCUUUACAUAAAAAGAAUUGACAAAAUCUCCUAAAUGCGAAUCUGUGACUGUACUGGACGAACUAUGUAUAUUUAUGAUUCAUUAUUUUGAUUAUUUGAGCAUAGUUCAGGGUAAAUUCCGUUUGACCCUUGAGUUCUCGAGACCACUAUACCAAUGAACAACACACACCCAGCUUCGGGAGAAACGGGGACUUCAGUGAUCGUACAUGUAUUCAGUUGCUUUGUCAAUAUAAUCUUCAAGCUAACAGCCAGUAUUCAGUACCUCAUUUCCCAAAAGACGACUCGGCUAACAGUGAAUUUAUCAAUGAUUUCCUAUCUCAAGACUGUUGAUUGGUUCAGUAUUUGUCUGGCGCGUGAUGUUGUUGUUAAAGUUAAAUUGGUCAAGUCUUCUGUGAUCAAGAAAUGAGACCAAUAUGUUACCUACAUCGAUUAUUUCUUCAACGUUGGAAGAAGAUCAUGUUCAGAAAGGUGAAAUGGGAGCAACUUUAGGAGCUCAUUCAGUGAGACAACAGAUAACUCUACAGCCGAGAACUAAAGCUGUUGAUAAAAAACCCUAUCUACAGUCAAGAGGAAGCCCUAAAACCGUUGGAUUCUCCGACGACGAUGAACAAUACAAAAGCAGAAGAGAAAAUGAUGGAACUGUAGAGAAUGGUUUUCAUGGUAAGGAUGGCAGAGAUGGGCAGGAUUUUGCGACAGAUGCAGUUAAAGUUUCUCCUGGGAGAAGGAACAGAAUAACACUGAAUGUAUCUGGAUUCAAAUUCCAGACCUAUAUCGAUACCCUACAAAAAUUCCCCAACACUCUGCUUGGGAACUCAGAAAAACGAUCAGAAUAUUAUGAUCGAGAAUUACAUGAAUAUUUCUUCGAUCGUAACAAACAAGUAUUUGAAAUAAUUCUGUAUUUUUAUCAGUCAAAUGGACGGCUUGUUUGUCCACCAGAUUUGGCUCCAGAAAUUCUGCUUGAAGAAGUUGAGUUUUUUGAACUCGGAGAGACUGCAAUAAACGCUGUUAAAGAACUACUUACAGAUGAAGAACCUGAUGAAGAAGUGAGAGAAUUACCAAAAAACCAGAUACAACAGAAGAUAUGGAAUUUAUUCGAAUACGCUGAUUCGGGGAAGGCGGCGCGUAUUGUAGCCUUAUUUUCGAUUUCUAUUAUUGUUGCUUCCAUUAUCGUGUUAUGUGCAGAAACUUUACCAAAUUUUCGCGUACUGCCAGAGUCUAAAAAUCCUAACAAUACUGCCGAAGUGGAGAGGAUAAGAAAACACAACCAGUUUGCAAAGACAGGGAAGACAUGGUUUAGGUAUUUAGAGUCUGCGUUUAUCGCUUGGUUUACGCUGGAAUAUCUCGUCAGAUUCUUCUCAAGUCCCAGAAAGCUAGUUUUCGUUCGAUCAUUUUUGAACGUUAUUGAUAUCUUAGCUAUUGUGCCUUUUUACAUUGAUUUGAUUAUUCAAAACGUAGUGAGCGACAGCGAGACGCUCUCUCUGGCUUUCCUCCGAAUUCUUCGUCUCGUCCGAGUGUUUCGUAUAUUCAAACUCUCUCGACAUUCUAGCGGUUUACAAAUACUUGGUCUGACACUUCGUAAAAGUCUUCGUGAGCUUGGCUUACUAGUGUUCUUCUUGAUCAUCGGGGUAGUCAUCUUCUCCAGUAUGGCUUACUACGCUGAAUCCGGGGAACCUGACACCCAUCUAGGGCGCAGUAUCCCGGAUGCAUUUUGGUGGGCGGUGGUAACCAUGACAACCGUAGGAUAUGGUGACUUGGUGCCGAAGACAUUGUUUGGUAAAUUGGUUGGUUCCUGUUGUGCUAUUUGCGGCGUCUUGGCCAUCGCACUGCCUGUUCCUGUAAUUGUAUCUAACUUUGAUGCAAUAUACAAGAAGCACAGAAGCCGUAAGAUCAAACAAGGAUCUGAUGACGACGAAUCGAAGAAGAUAAGCAUCAUGGUUUCCUCGGCUUCUUCUUCAUCUUUCAAUGACGAAGAAUCGUCGUCACCGACCUUCGAGAGGAAAUCCAACUCGGAAGAAACACCUCUAUGGAGCAGGAAAGAAAAUCCUUUGCCUGCUAAAAAGAAGCUUAAUGGCAACUUGCUACCAGGAAAAGACCCAGAAGAAGAGAAGCUGUUAACGAAUGGGAAUUAUUUGGCUGGUAAUGUUGAUGAUGAGACACAGAAUGAGAAGAAAAAUCCCACAGAAUUUGAAAUGGAACAACUGAGAGACGAGAGAGAAUCAAAUCCUGAAGCUGAUUCUGAGAAUAACGGGUCUACUCGAGUUUGACACAAGUUUUGUCGACUAUAAACAAGAAAUAACUCAACAUAUCACUAAUAUAAUAUGAUAUGUGACGGCUAAACCAGAGGUAGAACACUUAGUGACACAGGAAGCCCAAGCCUGCAACGGAGAAACAAGAAAGUAUAGUUGGGUUAUGUGGACAAACGAAGUGAAUAAUUGUUGGUCAACCUAGCCCGGUUCUAUGUACUGAAAUCGCUUUUCUACAAGUUAAUUUACUAUGACGUCACCUGCCACAAUAGGUAUGUUGCUGUAGCGAUUAUCAUGACUGCGAUUAGACAUUAUCUGCAGCAGCAUUAGCAGCAGGCGGACCCAUAGACCAGAUUGUAAAAUAUUAAAGUAAUAGUUGUACAGCACUGAAAUCUCCAACAUAAUGGGACAAUUAAUUAACAUGAUGAAUAUGUAAAUUCCAAUUAUUUAAGAUACAAUUAUUUUCAUGAAGCCUGAAUUACUCGUCUUCCAAAGUACAGCUGUUAUUGAUAAUAUAAUAUGUUAUAAUAUUAAUGAUCAUUAAUGAUUACAAUGGAUAUCCUUCUCUCGGGUCGAUCAAUAGACCUCUUUAACUAGGGCGUAAUGCUUUACAUUCCCUUGAGUAUCAUUUCAAAGAAUCCUAUUUUUAAAGGAAUACACGUGACCACGUGGUAUGAAAGGGACAAUUACGCGAAUAUGCAUUCACUGUAUGCUUUGCAGAGAUAAAAGUGCAAGGAUAAUCGAAAAAAUUUUUUAUAAGAAUUUGCUGCAAAAUAUUGAGGAAAACGUUUUGCGCUUUUCUUACUUUUAAUGACAUUCUGAAUGAAGUAUCAGUGUUGAGAUCCAGUGAAGUAGCAAUACGAAUAAUCUACUCUCUUGGAUAUCUGCAUACAUGUUAUAAACUAAAAAUAACAUGAAUAAUCUAACUUAGAAUAUAUAUGCAGUCUGCUUGUAAUGAUGUUUGAAAUAAUAUUAGUCUAUACAUCUUGCUCCAAAAAGACUGGUUGAUAUGGGCCAACUGGUCACGUGACUUGAUCAUGUGCCGCCAUAUUGGAUCGCAAAUAUCGUCAGUUGAUGCUUACAUCCACACUUGUCAAUAAUGCAACCUGUCACUGGCGUCCUUCAAGUCAGGGUCUCGACAAUUCCUUGUUGUCCUCCAAUAUGGCGGUACAUAAUCACGUUACAUACCAGGGUACUUCAUCUGUUACUGAUAUGUAGACUCCUUGCAUGUGACGUCAAAGGAGCCCAAUUUGGAGGACAAAAUAAUGGAAUUUCAAUCACAUGACAAUUAGCAGUCUGUAUUGUUAUGACCUCCAAAUUGAGCUGCAUUCCGACGUGCUGCAAAGAGGUCUAUAAGCUGAUGAGUAUUGAUGAGUAUUGCAAAAUCAACUCCACUAAUGGAGCAAAUCACAUGAAUAUAGCGGGUAAUAAUUAGUCGUCUCCACCAAUCACGAGUCUAUUCCUUAUCGAGGCUGGUGAUCAGCGACAUGAGUGUAAGGUUUCCUCACUGACCACGUGUCAUUCCCUUACGAAUAAGAUUCUUUGUUUGAACAGCCACAUCCAGUAUUAAUGUGCCUUGUCAAGCAUAGACCUGCUCUGCUGUUCUGUAAUAGUAAGCAUGGUGCAUUGUGGUCUAGCUUGGGUAUAAACAUCUUUGCAAUGCACCUCUCUUCAUAAAACUAGGAAAGACCUGUGUAAACAAAGACACGAUACUCAAGGGAAUGACACAUGGCCUGAAUUGAGCGACAAUACACCUAUGUAAAACGGUUUUUAGUUAUAGAAUUAUUACGAGUGACCAGAAAAGAAUGGAUCCAAGUCGAGGUUGGACAUAAUGAUAUACAGUAAAUGUAUGAACACACCAAGUCAAACCUCGACUUAGAGCUAUUGUUUCCUGUUCAAAAUUCGGGCAAGGUUUAUUGUUAACUAUAACAAUACGAUACAUAGAUAUAUGAUCAGUAUAUCAACUAUUUUACAAAGUAAUAUUAUAAUCAAGAACAGCAAUAAGGAUCCUGGUCAAUUUUCAAAGAUUGUGAUGUUUGUGUAAUUUUUCUAUCGUUUGUUAAAGUUCUCAAAAUGUUAUUUUAUAUAAUCUUUGUUGAAUUUAUCCGACAUGUAAAUAAAAGCCCUUUUGUUUUCCACUGGUUAUUUCAGUGGAGAAUUCGAGUGAGAA
Actinia tenebrosa (Australian red waratah sea anemone) is the source of this 4486-nucleotide messenger RNA. RefSeq names its product shaker-related potassium channel tsha2. Gene Ontology annotation, molecular function: protein binding; delayed rectifier potassium channel activity. NCBI's taxonomy places the organism in Eukaryota, Metazoa, Cnidaria, Anthozoa, Actiniaria, Actiniidae. Gene Ontology annotation, cellular component: voltage-gated potassium channel complex; membrane. Gene Ontology annotation, biological process: potassium ion transmembrane transport; action potential; protein homooligomerization. The record is from RefSeq and is a predicted model, not a curated record.